AUUCGUUCCGCCCAGAGUCCGGGCCGAGUGAAUGGGGCUCGGGCGGCGGCGGCGGCGGCAGCAGCAGCAGGGAUAAAGAUGUUGUCCCUGAAAAGGGGGUGGGGGUGGGUGAGGAGCGGGAAGAGGGGCCAUUCACUCCUGGCCCGGCCCCUCGGGAAGCCUCUGCGAAGAAAGAGGGCCAGGGUCUAUUCAAGCCCUACGAGCCGCCCACAAUGGGCCGAUAUACUGGGGGCCUCUCUAUUAACGCCCAUGAAUAUUAAAGAGAUCGCCGAGCGACAGCCCGCGGGCGCGAUCAAGGGGGCGGGGGCGGUGCUUUGCAGCUCCGACCCAGCCGGGUCCAUGGGAGGGGUCUUCGCGCAGGCACACUCGGCGCCUGGGUCCCAGAGACGUGGUUCCUUCACUGUGAACCCGCAGCAUUUCUUCUCGAAGCCUCCAAGCAAACAGAUGCGCGCUCACAGGCCUUACUGUUCGAUCCCGGUGGGCAGUCCUCCCUGCAGGACUGGAUUUUGAGGGUGCAUAGGGCCAGGUGGGACUAUCACUAGGCCAGAAGCUCAAAAUGAGAGCGCAGCAACUACAUUCCAGGUCCGUGGGCACCCCAGCUAGAAGGCUGUUUAGGCUCCUCCAGCAUAGUUUCCCCAGGUUUUGGGGGACCUGAGGAAAGUAAUGAGGGGGUCCUGGUCUCAGUCAGAGCCUUCGGUCCUUCUGUCUUUUGACUUCAAUCUUGGGAUUGGAACGAAAAUUCGCCCCAGGCAUGAAGGACUCUGGGACCUGGGAGAAUUUCACAGUAGAGUGUAGCGAGGGAAUUGUUAAGAAUCCUGCUCAGCGCCGGGGAAAGCCAAACGAUCUGAUCCGAAGAGCGACAGGCUGGGAAGACAGCACAGCACAUAGUUCAACUCAAACCACUGUCAGGCAGGAGCCCAGAGGUCCGGAGAAGAGAAGGGCUGUCCCCAGGAUGCUCUGCUGUCUUCCGUUCCCUUUAGUCUGCCGCAAACGCUGAGGAAGGCUUUCGGGGUUGGAGGCUGAGUGCCCCAGUCCUGGCAUUCUUCUGCCCAGCUCAGUCUCCUCUCCACUUAGAUCCAGGCGCCGGUCAGGCUCUCUUGCCACCGAGCCAUUGGAUUCCAUACUCCUCUCCAAACUGGACCUCUCCGCGAAAGGAUUUAACUCACCGGCGGCAUCUGUAAGGAACUCUUACCCGCCGGCAGCCCUUGCUCCUCUGCAGCGCUGCCCUCUGCUGGCGCCCUGCCCGUUGGUCCCUCUCCCGGCCCGGUACACCCACUCUCCACUGGGCUCCAGAGGUUCUGCUUCGGAAGACUUCCUAUCGCCGGCUUGGCGCUUUAGUCUCCCGCCUGCCGGGCUGAGGAUGCCAGACCACUGGCUCCGACUAGGGCUUAUAUAGACCUGGGAUCCCAUGGUUGCCAAGAGCGAGGCAAGCUUAGCUCUGAGGAGCUGGUGAUGGAAAGGGUUCUUUUCCUAGCGGCAUUAGAAUCUGAUUCGUGGGUCAAAUCUCAGUCCCGAGCUGCCAGCGCUAUCCACGCCCAAGUCACAGGGCUUCGAAGGCCUGAAGAGUCUUCACUGUACAGUGGAGCCCUAACACGGGAACUCACACAAACCAGCCUCCAGGGCUGCGGAACUUUCCUUUGCGUCACCUGAAAUUGCAGCGGGAGUAGGGGAGGGGGCUCUGAGGACUUAGGCUGUUGAGUGAGGUGUGCCCAAAGCCGCUCCAACGUUUCUGGAGCUGAAGGUGUGGGGGCAGUCUUAAGGCUAUCCAGGAGACUUCGGUGCACACAGGAAGCCGUGAUCUUCCCGACUUAGCAACUGUUUCUGAAGAGGUGUGGAGCUGGCUCCCAGCCACCCGCCGCCCACCCUUCCCGCACCCCUCCUGGUAUCCACCCUUGUCUCCACCCGCGGACUUCCAGCCCUCCGUGCUGCCUCUGCCAUCUCUGCAGAUUUUGUGAAUCUCCGGUUUGGCUCCCUGUCUUCCCAGCCAUCUCUUGCCACGCACUCCCCAGUGCACCCUCCUCCUGCUCCUCUUCCUCCUCCUCCCUCGUGUUGUGUCACCCUCCUCUCCUUUCAUUCCUUUGACCCCUCUUCGUUGCCCACCUCUCCGGAGUCCACCUAGCCGUCCUUCGGCGCCCGCGGCGAGCCCUCCGCCGCCCAUGAUGGGCUCUGUGCUCCCAGCUGAGGCCCUGGUGCUCAAAACAGGGCUGAAGGCUCCGGGGUUGGCGCUGGCAGAGGUCAUCACCUCCGACAUCCUGCACAGUUUCUUAUAUGGCCGAUGGCGCAACGUGCUAGGCGAACAGCUGCUGGAAGACAAGAGCCACCACGCCAGCCCAAAAACGGCCUUCACGGCCGAGGUCCUGGCGCAGUCCUUCUCAGGAGAGGUGCAGAAGCUAUCUAGCCUGGUGCUGCCGGUGGAAGUGAUUAUCGCUCAGAGUUCCAUCCCAGGCGAGGGCCUUGGCAUCUUCUCCAAGACGUGGAUCAAGGCAGGCACGGAGAUGGGCCCCUUCACUGGCCGCGUCAUUGCCCCAGAGCAUGUGGAUAUCUGCAAAAACAACAACCUCAUGUGGGAGGUAUUCAACGAGGAUGGUACAGUACGCUACUUCAUCGAUGCCAGCCAGGAAGACCACCGAAGCUGGAUGACCUACAUCAAGUGUGCCCGGAAUGAGCAGGAGCAGAACCUGGAGGUGGUCCAGAUAGGCACGAGCAUCUUCUACAAGGCCAUAGAGAUGAUCCCUCCAGACCAGGAGCUGCUGGUGUGGUAUGGAAAUUCCCACAACACCUUCCUGGGCAUCCCAGGUGUGCCAGGCCUGGAGGAGGAACAGAAGAAAAACAAGCAUGAGGACUUCCACCCGGCGGACUCCGCGACCGGCACCGCGGGCCGCAUGCGCUGCGUCAUCUGCCACCGCGGCUUCAACUCGCGCAGCAACCUGCGCUCGCACAUGCGUAUCCACACGCUGGACAAGCCCUUCGUGUGCCGCUUCUGCAACCGCCGCUUCAGCCAGUCGUCCACGCUGCGCAACCACGUGCGCCUGCACACGGGCGAGCGUCCCUACAAGUGCCAGGUGUGCCAGAGCGCCUACUCGCAGCUGGCCGGCCUGCGCGCGCACCAGAAGAGCGCGCGCCACCGGCCGCCCAGCACCGCGCUGCAAGCGCACUCGCCCGCACUACCCGCGCCCCACGCUCACGCGCCCGCGCUUGCCGCCGCCGCCGCUGCCGCCGCCGCGGCACACCACCUGCCGGCCAUGGUGCUGUGAGCGCCGCGCACGCGCCCCACGCGCACGCGCCUCCCAGCCGCCUCCGCGACGGACCCGACCCCCCGCGCUGCGCGCCGCUGAGGCACCGGCUACCCGGAACCCACUCCUGAUCCGUCUUGCAGAGGAGGACGCCGAGGGGCGACGUCCCCUUUGCCCAGGCCACCCGGCUGGUGUGGCUGCUGCCCUGUCCUCUCUUCUUGAGAGUCGGUCCCCACGCCCGGCCCCAUCUCGGAGUGUCCCUCCUGCAGGGCCGCGUCUCCACGCGGACAUCUCUGUCCUAGAUGACAGGAGAGGGGGAACAGACGAUCUCCAAAGAGAGCUGAGUAGUUGGGAGUGGAAGAGAGAGCUACCUCCUUGGCCCAGAGUGGGCUUGGGGAGGGCAAUGCUUAUCUCUGCCUCCUGGGAAUGGUGUCUUGAUGUGUCACGAGUGGAGGGAAUGACGUUGACCCUUGGCUGUGAUUGGAGCCCUAAAGUGAUUAGCACAGACCGGGAGAGACCUGAUCAUUCGGGGGGCCCUGCUUUCCUUCAGGCUACUUUCCCUAGCCUCCAGCUCCCAGGGAAGGACAAGACGACAAUAUAUUUUUUGAAGUGUGCUGGGCAGAUUGAGAGUGGAGUCACAAGAGACAUUUACCACAGCCCGUGGGCAAGACCCUGACCCUUUUGGGGCUUCAGUUUCCCCAUCUAUAGAACGCAGUAAUUAGAUCAGUGCUCCCUCUCCUAAAUCUCUCCUGUCUUCUGAGUUUAGGAAUGGAGAGGCACUCUCACUUCCAUCCUAUUAAGUCCCCAAACAAGAGAAUGAGCGACCAUACGGGGCUGUCUGGAGCCGAGGUUGGCUUCUCCGCCCAGAAAGUUUGUCUGAGGUGCGCGGAGGGCCCCCAGGUUUCUUCCCCACGAAGCCCACAUUCCCACGCGCCUCUGCCCACGCCGUUCCCUGAUCUGUCCGUGGGCGCCCUCUGGUGUCAUUUCAAACCUUGUCAUUUACCAGAAUUCUCGUCCCCUCCAAUACACACACACACACACACACACACACACACACACACACUCCAUCCAAACACCAGGGCGUUUGUAAUAAUAAUUAAAAAAACCCACAAAACUAUAAUAAUAUUAACAAAAAGUAUAACAUGUAUAGAGUUUUCAAGAAAGUGUGUUCUACUCCCAGAAAACAGUCACUUUAACUUUGUAAAUGUUUAUCUAAGAUGAUAUUUACGAAACUGUGAUAUAUAUUAUUUGAUUGUAUAUGUAAACUGUAAAUACAUUUGUACUUCUCUUGUAUUCUAAAAUAAAAAUUACUUGGAACAUGUA
Mus musculus (house mouse) is the source of this 4556-nucleotide messenger RNA. It is a transcript of the gene Prdm12, whose product is annotated as PR domain containing 12. Bases 2157 to 3254 code for a protein of 365 amino acids. The transcript is spliced from 6 exons. The record is from RefSeq and is marked validated. NCBI's taxonomy places the organism in Eukaryota, Metazoa, Chordata, Mammalia, Rodentia, Muridae. Gene Ontology annotation, cellular component: nucleus. Gene Ontology annotation, biological process: positive regulation of transcription by RNA polymerase II; neuron differentiation; sensory perception of pain. Gene Ontology annotation, molecular function: histone chaperone activity; histone methyltransferase binding.